This is a messenger RNA of Grus americana (Whooping crane), 454 nucleotides long. Its product is annotated as metallothionein-2. Bases 125 to 316 code for a protein of 63 amino acids. NCBI's taxonomy places the organism in Eukaryota, Metazoa, Chordata, Aves, Gruiformes, Gruidae. The record is from RefSeq and is a predicted model, not a curated record. Gene Ontology annotation, molecular function: metal ion binding. The transcript has 3 exons.
CCCGCGCCUCCAGCCCAUAAAUACCGGGCGGCCGGCGCUGCUCCGUACUGCUGCGAGCCCAGCCGAGCCCAGCCGAGCCAAGCCGUGCCUAGCCAAGCCGCGCCUAGCCGAGCCGCGCCGAGCCAUGGACCCCCAGGACUGCACGUGUGCCGCCGGUGACUCCUGCUCCUGCGCCGGGUCCUGCAAGUGCAAGAACUGCCGCUGCCGGAGCUGCCGCAAGAGCUGCUGCUCCUGCUGCCCCGCAAGCUGCAGCAACUGCGCCAAGGGCUGCGUGUGCAAGGAGCCGGCCAGCAGCAAGUGCAGCUGCUGCCACUGAGCCGCUCGCCUCCGCCUGUAAAUAGCUGGAACGCUUUGGGGAUGGGGGGGUGGGGGGCACAAAAAAGCCUAUUUUUUCAUGUUUUGUAUCUUCUGUACCAGUGGUGAAACUGGAUGGAAAUAAAGGAGUUUGGCUGGA